Sapajus apella (tufted capuchin) is the source of this 2762-nucleotide messenger RNA. It is a transcript of the gene SMIM5, whose product is annotated as small integral membrane protein 5. Bases 2048 to 2281 code for a protein of 77 amino acids. The record is from RefSeq and is a predicted model, not a curated record. The transcript has 3 exons. Lineage: Eukaryota; Metazoa; Chordata; Mammalia; Primates; Cebidae.
GGGAGAGGAGGAGGAAAGGAGGAGAAGGAGGAGAAAAGAGGGAGCUCGUCCUGUCCCCAGGCAGCCCUCCCAGGGCAGAGGUGAGGCACCGGGCCAUGAAGUUGGAGGACAAGUUCCCAAGCAGGGCUUCCUCGGGCUCCCCCUCGCGACAGUAAUUUGACACUUGGAUCUCCAGGACGACUGACAACAAAAAAGCCAGGCAGAGACAGCAGCUGGCUGUCAGCAGAGGAGCUGCACUGAGGUGCCCAGGGGAGCAGCGGCACCCACGGAGGAAGUACGAGGACAGCACAAGGAGGCUCCACGCUGGGGCGCUGCUGCUCGGCCCCCAACACCUGAGCUCCCAGAGACAUGAAGCAACCUGUUCAUGUCGAAAAAGGAAGUGGAGGUGGCAUUCAAGGAAGACAGCUGAAAACAUUCACGCACGUCCCCUUGCAGAGAAGGAAAUCCAGAAGGUACACGGCUGCCAUCUUGCUCCUGAAGGACUAUGAGGCAGAAGGCGGCACAAGGUCUAAGUGAGCACAAGUGGGACAAACUGGGGUCCAGCAGGGGAUCCAACCUUCUGCAGGAGGUGGCCUGCCUCAGCAGGCGGGGGUUCCUCACCAUCCUGGGUGCUCAUGCAAAGCCCACACACAGGCCAAGUGCAGGGUAGAGGGCUCUGUUCAAUGACCUUCACAGUGGUUCUAAACCAGCUCUGCCAAGGCAGCAGCACCAGAAGGGACCAGCCUCACUGCCUGCAGCCAGCUCAGGGAGAACCGGCUGAGACCUGGGCGAGGCCACAAUCAUUACAGCCAAAGUCUGGCAUUCGCCCCUGCCACCUUGCCCCCCCCACCCCGGGUUUCAAGCAACUGCCUGGAUUAUGCUGGGGUGGGACAAGGCUGUCUCUGGUCUCUCUCUAAAGAGGCUCCAGCUCCCUCACGCCCACAGGAGAGGCAGAAGAGGAAAGUGGCUCAAAGACACAACAGCCCAGACAGGCUCAGCCUGGAGCUGCACCCUGGGCCUCUCAGGCACCCUGAGACAGGAAGAGGCUCUCCUGGGGCAGGGGUGGGAGUGGAGAGGACUUUCCUGGUCAGGCUAGAGAAACAGGUGAAGCCAGCAGGGAGGAGCUGACUUGAGCAGCCUGGGCCUCCUGACACCCUCCCAGCAGACAGGACAGAGUCCUGGCAAAACCUGGAGGGACAUGGUUCGGCCACUCCACCAUGGAGAACACAUGAGCGUGGAAACUGGGCUGGUGGGAGAGCUGGGGUGGCCUCUCUCCCCUUGGGAGAACAUGCAUGGGUUCAGAAACUGGGCUGGUGGGAGAGGUGCGGGGAGGCUCUCCCUCACAGGAGAACACACAUGACUGUGGAAACUGGGCUGGUGGGAGAGGUAGGGUGUCCUCUCCCCACUUGGGAGAACACACAUGAGUAUGAAAAGUGGGCUGAUGGAAGAGGUGGGGGGCCCUCUCCCCCACAGGAGAACAUGCAUGAGUGCAGAAACUGGGCUGGUGGGAGAGGUGGGGGGGCCUGGGGGACGGGGACAGUUUUCACCUCUGCUGACCCUGGCCAGAAGCCCUAUGAACCUGCUCUUGAGAGAACCUACUUCUUCUGUCCCCAUAUUGUUGGAAGGCAAGAGUACCAGCUUGGCAUCCUAUGCCAGUCUUCCCACCCCGAGGGACCCAGCGGCCAGCAGGGAGCUGUGGCAGUCCCAAGCACCCUGGCAAAACCUAGGAGUGGUGCCUCAAGACAAGGGAACACAACAGAAAAGCCAGAAACCACCACCAACCUUGGCCUUGGCCGGCAGCCCCUGAAACAAGCCCUCGGUCUCACUGUCAUCACCAACUUCUCCUACCCUGGGCUGUGUCAGCUAAGUGGGGACUGAGGGCCACCACUAGGUAGAAGUCACCGGGGUGCAAUGCGUGAGACCUGACAAACUCGUUCUGCGGGCUGCGGAUGGGUGCGAGGGUGGAAUCUCGGUGCUGCGGCUAGUGUGGGGCCAGCUGUGGAAGCUCCAGUUGUUCUCUCUGCCCCGGCACAGCCUGGCAGGAGCCCCGACAGGAAGCCAGCACAGCAUGGCCACCACCAACUUCGUGCAGGAGAUGCGAGCCGUGGGCGAGAGGCUGCUGCUCAAGCUGCAGAGACUGCCCCAGGCUGAGCCCGUGGAGAUCGUGGCCUUCUCGGUCAUCAUCCUUUUCACAGCCACUGUUCUGCUGCUGCUGUUGAUAGCCUGCAGCUGCUGCUGCACUCACUGCUGCUGCCCCGAGCACAGAGGCAGGAAGGUCCAGGUACAGCCGACACCACCAUGAGGGAUGGGGGAUGGCUGAGAAGCUGGAGAGGAGACGGCCAACGCCAUGACACAGGUCAUCAGCCUGGCCCUGCAGCCCUCGCCCCCUCAAAACCAGGCUCCCCUGGCCCCAGCUCUCAAAUGGCCCAGGUACCUGGACACUGACACCUGGAGCCCUACCAAGGAAACCAGGCUGGUACAGCUGCAAACCUCUCACCUGCCUGUGGAUACCGGGUGCUGAGGAGUCAACUGUUUCAAAGACUGGGUCAACUGCCUAGGCUUCUUCGCCUACUUGCGCUUUUUAACAGAACAAGGAAGUAGGGGUCCCCAUCUGUGAGCAACUGGCCCUUGGGGCUCUACUGAUCCAUGCCAAAGAGAAGUAAGGCAAUCAGAGAGGCUCUGUGCAAUAGCUUCUGCAUCCGCACUCUGCCAGCGUGUGAACAUGUCAGUAUUCUAGUCCAGUAUUUGCCCGUUUCCAAGUAAAAGCCUUUGGGUUAUGUGUU